Molecule: messenger RNA, 3104 nt
Organism: Bombina bombina (fire-bellied toad)
Lineage: Eukaryota; Metazoa; Chordata; Amphibia; Anura; Bombinatoridae
Gene: SYBU
Product: syntabulin
Exons: 9
Coding region: 232-2220 (662 amino acids)
Biological process (GO): synapse maturation; axonal transport of mitochondrion
Cellular component (GO): vesicle; cytoplasmic microtubule
Source: RefSeq, a predicted model, not a curated record
CAGCAGCAUUGCUCUGUCAUCCCCCUAUGACAGGGAGCAUCAUGUGCACCGAGAAGGCAACGUGACCUGUCUGCAGAGGGAGAGAGAGAGGAGGCAGCUCUGCAGCGCACUGAGCCUUAGGGAGAGCUGGAGACACCACCAGCCAGGGACACUACCAGCACCUUGUGACAGGCUACAGUGUGGAACACCCUGACUUGAUGACCAUGGGACCCACAGCAGGAGAGCAAGAAAAUGCAAGAAAAGGAGCUUGCGCGCAGCCGCAUUCCUCGUUUGGUUCUUCGCCCUUACCUGCCAAAACAAAAAAUGUCACCAUCCUCGGAAUCUCCAUUUUCAGAGGAAGAAAGCAAAGAAUUUAACUUAACUUCAAGUCGAUCUAAUAGGACCAUAAGUAGCAACAGCUUCUGCUCAGAUGACACUGGUUGUCCCAGCAGUCAGUCUGUUUCUCCAGUUAAGACUCCCUCAGAUACUGGAAUUAGCCCAAUGGGCUUUUGCACUGGAAGUGAAGAUGAUUAUAGCCGUAAAAGGGUUAAUAUGGGCACAUUUGCAGAUAGUGCUCUUCAGCCAGCGCGACAUCGAAAAGAAAUGAAGACUGGUCAUCUGAAGACAGGAAGUGAAGCAGAUUUCAGUUCGUCGAGCAGUACUGGCAGUAUCUCUGCCCCAGAAGUCCAUAUGUCAACUUUAUCUGGGGGGAAAAAGGCUUCAUUCUCACGCAAACUGCCCUACAGACCAGAGCCUCCGAAGCGAGCUGCCAGGAUUACAUCGGAGAGUCGUGUUUCUCAAGGAAAGGGUAUCACAUGUUCAUCUAGCAAACCUGGAAACAGCCCCCCUGCGCGUGACAAGGAACUAUUUUCUGCAUUGUGUAGAAAUCAGCUAAGCCCAGUGAAUGCAGCUGAUGCGUAUGGUAUCUCAUCUGCCAGCAGUAGUAACUCUGGCUCCUUCAAAGGAAGUGAUACAAGUCCAACCCAACGACGCACCAUGAGAUACCAUACAUCUUGCGGAGAUAACCAUGGAGUUAAACCACCAUCUCCUGAGCAGUAUUUGACUCCUUUGCAACAGAAAGAAGUCUCUAUACGACACCUAAAAGCAAAAUUGAAGGAAUCUCAGGCCACACUCCAGGAAAGAGAAGCUGUAAUACAAGACCUAAAGUCUCAGUUGGGACGAAUGAGGGAGGACUGGAUUGAAGAAGAGUGUCAUCGCGUGGAAGCUCAGCUUGCCCUAAAAGAAGCAAGGAAGGAAAUAAGGCAGCUAAAACAGUUUAUUGAGACCAUGAAAAAUAGUUUGGCUGAAAAAGAUAAAGGCAUCCAGAAAUAUUUCAUAGACAUUAAUAUUCAGAACAGAAAACUAGAGACAUUGCUUCGCAGCAUGGAGAUGGCACAGGAUAGCUCUUUCAGAGAUGACCAGUGUCUGGAUUAUAUCUGUAAUUCUUCGGGAGCUUCACUCACAGAAAGUGCAAUUUAUGAUAAAAUCUCAGAAGGACUUUUGUUAGAGGACCAAGCAACAGAGGAGAUGGCAGAUUGUGACCUUCUCCUUAAUGAUGAACUUGCAAACAGAGAUGAUUUGUAUGAUGAUAUUAUUAUGGAGACCACAUGUGAGCUUGAUAAUUUAGCAAUUCUGAGUUCCACAGCUUUGCAAUCUAGUCUUGGUGCAGCCAAUGUGGAGAGGUCCAAUGAAUCAACCAGUUCUAAAAAGACUACAGAUUCACAGUGGAUGGAACAAGCCAUUCAGACAGAUAUUGUUCCUUUCAGCCUUGAUUUUGAGAAUGUCCUUCUAAAGAUUUUUAAAUCCCAUAAGGACUAUCCAGUUAGUAGAUCAUCUAUGCUAGGCGGUCUUCAUGUUAAAUGUUUUUCUGGCUCAUCUGCAUUAAUUGAUUUGACACCAGAUGAUCCAAACUCUGCUAUUCUUUUAUCUCCUGAGUCACUGCGUAAUGAGAUUCCUUCCAACUCAAACCGUGCAAUGAAAGAACUUGACUUUGAAGGACCUUCAUCAUUUCUGCUUUACAAAAACUUUGCACAGACAAAUAUGACAAAGAAAUAUUGGAGCAACAAUAUUUGGACUGAUAUACUGGCUGUAGCUGUGCCAGUUAUUCCAACAGUGAUGUGGGCAUUUGGUGCCCAGAGAGGUGGCAUUGACCCUGUAUAUAACUUUGGUAUGAUGAUGCGUGGUUGCUGUUUGAUGGCUUUACAUUCCCUAAGGAAAACCUCUUAUACUGACGCCAUUUAAUUUAAACCUGUACAAAGCUCCCUGCAAAAUGCUUAAUAUUUGUAGCUACCUAGAGCACUUACCAUAUGAAAUAAAUUGCAUUUCUAUCACUAUUGCACCUAAAUUGUUUUGUUUGCACUUUAUCACCCAGCAUAUUUUAAGAUCUCUUUAAAAGAGAAAAUGAAUAAAAUAUAAAUUGUAUAGCUUUUUUUUUUUUCUUCUGAUUUGCACUAAAGUUUACAAAAAAAAAAGAGAUCCCAUUUAAAUAUUGAGGUUUAAUGAUUGCACUUACUAUAAAAUGUAUUCGUAAUGCAGCUAGCCUGCUCUUAAUAGCAUAGCUUUGCUCUGCUUAAUGUGAUUGUCUGCACUUAUUUAAUAGCACUUGAAAAAUAUACUGGCCUCCAAAUGACUUUGCUUUACUGCCUGUAUUGGUGUAUUUGUGCAAUAAUUAUUCACAUAAGCUAAUAGUGAUAUUGCUUCUAGUUACGUUGUUUGGAUGGUUCAUUGUUUUUGGCAUUGAAUGGCAUUUGUCUCCUACAACAGUGCUUCUCCAGUACCACGAACAGGCCAGAUUUUCAUAUUGUCUGAAAAUCGGGUGAAAUAAUCGGCUGAUCAGUAACCAUGGUUACUAAUCUGCUCUCUCCAAUCACCUGUACUCUAGUUGAGAUAAAAAUGUGGCCUCUUAGAGGUACUUGUGGAGAAAAGCAACACUGUCCUACAGUAUGUCUCACUUUUUGUUAGAACUAUUGUAAUGUCGGGGCAUGUUUGUACUGAAAGUUGUUACUGUACUUAUAUAUGUUAUUGAACAUUGUUUACAAAGUAAAAUAGCAUGGUGAAAUUUAUUUAUAGAUGUAAAUGUUUAACCUCUAUUCUAACAAAAAUGUAAUAAAAUCUAUAAGUGGUAA